Monodelphis domestica (gray short-tailed opossum) is the source of this 551-nucleotide messenger RNA. Lineage: Eukaryota; Metazoa; Chordata; Mammalia; Didelphimorphia; Didelphidae. The record is from RefSeq and is a predicted model, not a curated record.
CUAAUGAAAAUUCCAUACAGAAGAAAUAGAAAUGGCAGGCUUCCUCGAUAAUUUUCGAUGGCCAGAAUGUGAAUGCAUUGAUUGGAGUGAGAGAAGAAAUGCAGUUGCUUCUGUGGUAGCAGGUGUAUUGUUUUUUACAGGGUGGUGGAUAAUGAUUGAUGCAGCGGUAGUAUAUCCUAAGCCAGAACAAAUGAACCAUGCAUUUCAUACAUAUGGAGUCUUUUCCACAUUAGCUUUCUUCAUGAUAAAUGCUGUGUCCAAUGCACAAGUGAGAGGUGACAGCUAUGAAAGUGGCUGUUUAGGAAGAACAGGUGCUCGAGUUUGGCUUUUCAUUGGUUUCAUGUUGAGGUUUGGUUCACUUAUUGCUUCAAUGUGGAUUCUUUUUGGUGCCUAUGUUACUCAAAAUACUAAUGUUUAUCCAGGACUAGCUGUAUUUUUUCAGAAUGCACUUAUAUUUUUUAGCACCCUCAUCUACAAAUUUGGAUGAACAGAAGAAUUAUGGGGAUAAGUCGCUACUUUCAUCAAAAAUCAUUUUGUUAUAUUCUUUCCCA